This is a messenger RNA of Lytechinus variegatus (green sea urchin), 2379 nucleotides long. RefSeq names its product telomeric repeat-binding factor 2-interacting protein 1-like. NCBI's taxonomy places the organism in Eukaryota, Metazoa, Echinodermata, Echinoidea, Temnopleuroida, Toxopneustidae. Gene Ontology annotation, biological process: regulation of DNA-templated transcription; telomere maintenance via telomere lengthening. Gene Ontology annotation, molecular function: telomeric repeat DNA binding. The record is from RefSeq and is a predicted model, not a curated record. The coding region runs from base 16 to 1878 and encodes 620 amino acids. The transcript has 11 exons. Gene Ontology annotation, cellular component: shelterin complex.
ACAAUAGCAGUCGAAAUGGCCGGAAAUGAAAAGGAGUUCUGCAAUAUUUCCAGCAUUUUGUUCACUGACAAGGAUUGCCAACCUUUGGUAUUCUGUAUUCGUCCAUCUGCAACAAGAGCCAGGUUGAAAAUACUUAUUGAAAGUGGUGGAGGGAAAGUUACAAGUCGACUUGAUCCAUCAGAUACUAAUGUUAUCAAGAUAUUAGCAGAUGGAGAUAAGCAUUCGUCCCCAGAGUAUCUCAUACCUUCAUUUGUUGAUGACUGUGUAGCUGCAAACACUCUUUUAGAUAAAUAUAGUUACAGAGUACCAUCCCCAACAGAGGAUCAGUCAACAGUUGUAUCAGAUGUGACAGCUAAAGGAAGAUCAUACUACUCUCCAGCUGAAGAUGAAGCUAUCCUUCAGUAUAUCGCUAAACAUCCUUUUCAAUAUUCAGGAAACAAAAUAUGGAAAAGAAUGGAACUCAUGAAGAUAACAAAUCAUUCUUGGCAAUCCAUGCGUGACCAUUUCUUAAAGAAGCUUGAAGGUAGACUUCGAAAAUAUACAAAGAAACGUGAAGAAAAUCUAAAGAAAUAUGUGCAUUCAGAUACUAAAGUCAAUGAUGAGGAUCAGACUGAAAGCAAUGAUGAGGAUAUAAUGGAAGAAGAAACAACACCAAACAGUGCUCCAAUGCUAGCUGGACAGAAUAGCAGAGGGAACAGUGAUCCAGAGUUUGCUAAUGGAAAUAUGGAAGAAAAUGAACAUAGUGAUGCAUCAUCAUUUGAUAUGGAUCUAUUUCAAGCAGCUAAUGAAGACCUAGAAAGAAAGUCAUUUGAUGAGAACCAGAGAGUGCAAGAAGGCCCACCUGUUUCACAGGAUCACAUAGUACGGCGAUCUGCAAGACAUUCUAAGAAACAGACACAAGAUUCAGCUCAGACAAUAAUAACAAGAAGUAAACGUGCUGAAAUGCAGGAGAAAGAAGUGCAAAGUGACAAAAAAAUUGAUACAAGGAGAAAAAUAGGGAGAAAUAGCAAAUUAAAAAAGCCUGAGGCUAAUAUUGAUGAUAGUAUACAGACAGAUGAAAUCACUGAUGCCAACCAGAUAGAUGUAGUGGAUGAUGGCCUCCAGAUAGGCCAGGUAGAUGAUGGCAACCAGAAAGAUGAAGUGGAUGAGGGCAACGAGAUAGAUGGAAUGGACGAUAGCAACCAGAUAGAUGGAGUGGAUAAUUGCAACGAGAUAGAAGGAGUGGUUGAUGGCAACAAGAUAGAUGGAGUGGAUGAUGGCAACCAGAUAGAAGGAGUAGAUGAUAGCAACGAGAUGGAAGGAGUGGAUGAUGGCAAUGAGAUAGAUGGAGUGGAUGAUGGCAACCAGAUAGAUGGAGUGGAUAAUGGCAACCAGAUAAAUGAAGACAACCAGUUAGAUGGACACGAUGAAAGCAUGCAGAGAGAUGAAGUUGAGGAUGAUGUCUUCCAGAUUGGUAGAAAUGAUGGAGAUGAGGAGACCACAGUCCAACAAAGAAAUACUAUGAUCACAUCAAUGGAGAUAAUUGAUGGAAUUGGCAAUGAUUAUGUACAACCAGAGGAAUUGGAUGUAAACAAGUCCAUUAGAUCGAGAAAAAGAAAUUUGUCUUCUCCACCAGAGCCAACUGUAGUUCAUCUGUUAUCAACCAAGAAGAAAAAAACUCCUGUGAAGACACCACUUAAAUUGGAUACCAAUGAUUUAAAUGAGCCCCAUGUAGAAGAAUCAAGAACAUUUUCAUGGUCUUUCCGUAGCAAAGACAUCAACUCGGAUUGUAUGCAGUCAAGACAUCAUCUUGUCCCCUAUUUCUUGCAGAUGUUAAAAUUAUAUCUCUUUUGUCACUGUAUACUAUUCGUGGUUUUUGAAAAAGUAUGGUGGAAAUAGAAACGUCUUACCAAAAUGCAGACUUUAUGAAAUAAGAUAGCAAUAUACAAGAUUGGUUACAUGAAAAGGAAGCACUGUUUUUUUUUCUUGUUAAGGAUGUUCCACAGAUAUGUUUUUGUCCAUCUUUUAUGUUCAUGGACAUCACAAUGAAUGAACAGCUUUUCAUGUAGGUGUCAGCUGAGUUUUUCUGUGAUCUGCACUCUAACUGUAAACUUGAUAUCUAUAUUGGUAGCUGAAAAUAAUCCAUGGACCCAUGGACUUUUUAAAUGCCUCUACAACUUCCCUAUAUUAAACUAUGUCGUUGUGCAAAGUAUAAUGAAUAUGACCUCAAGUUUGAAUAAAUAGAAGAGUGGUUAAGAAUAAUGAAGAUAUAAACCCUAACCCUAAAAUGGCUUGGAGGAAUCAAUCCCCCCUUGACAUUUGUGUGAACAUUCUACCACACACAAUGUGUUUCAACCAUGUUGCUCACAAACUUUGAGUACUUUAUAAAGGGUUCUGCAA